Molecule: messenger RNA, 2550 nt
Organism: Ostreobium quekettii
Lineage: Eukaryota; Viridiplantae; Chlorophyta; Ulvophyceae; Bryopsidales; Ostreobiaceae
Source: the annotation of a GenBank genome assembly
AUGGCCCCCAGGAGGCGUCGGCCCGGGGCCAAGAAGGACGACGAGGGGCCGGGGCGCGGGCUGCCGUCGACGGCGGCAGAGCCGGCGCCCGGGAGCGGGCUCCGAGGCGGCGCCCUCUUCCUGCUGGUCUCCGCCGUCCUGGCCUCGGCGGUCUACUACCUCCGCGGGGGAAUCGGUUCGGAGGUCGGCGUCCUGUCGCGCUUCCAGGCGCCUUUAAUGACGGACCUGGCCGAGUUCGACGACGACUACAGGCGCCGCAUGCUGUGGGGCACCUACAGGCCCGGCCUGUACUUUGGGUUGAGGACGAGGCUGCCGAAGUCGCUGCUGACGGGGCUGGCGUGGUUCCAGCCCGCCAGCAGGGACGCGAUGAACAGCGUGCGGCAUCUGGCGGGGGCGCCACCCGGGGCCACCAAGUUUGGGUGGCUCAGGCACGAUGGCGCCAACUUCGGGAUUCAGGAGGUGGUGGACGGGAACAUGACGAUCAAGACGUCGUGGGUGAAGCACCACCAUCCCGAGAGUGGUAUAGGUGGUGACUGGAGCGUGCGGGUGUCAGCCUGGUUGCGGGAAGGUGCAGAGCCCGCCCUCAAGCAUGUUCCCUUCAUUUUUUACAUCGCUGAUGAGCACGGCCCUGACAUGACAACUGGCAUAUUGGGGCUUCGGGCGAACCCAGAUGGCAAGCCUACAGGGAGGGGUGGACGGGUGCUGGUUGGGAGGAAUGAGGACCUGGGUGACUGGUCGCUUUACCUGCAGUGUGGAAAGGACACUCAGUGGGAUCUGCACAGCACCGGGCUGCCACUUGAUCACUACCAUAAUGUCACCGAGAUGAUGCAAGGCCUGGUCUUCAUGGGUGUCCAGCAGCAGCUGAAGCAGCAGAGGGAAGGUCAAAGUUCUGAAAACAAGGUCCGCCUCGUGAUCCCUGAUGGCUGGUGGGCAGGUGACGGGGUGGAGCCCAACGCCGCCUUCUUCCAGGUGGACAUCGUCCUCCCAGGGGAGUUUGAAUUCGUAUUCCUUAGUGGGCAAGAUGAGCAGGAAGCGAGGCUGGAGGCACUGACUGGAAGCAGGCUGACAUCCUUGCUGGAGAGCCACACGACAGCAUUUAGCAAACGAUUCGAAGAAACUUUUGGGGUGGGCGAUGCGGCAGAUGUGCCAGCAGACUUCGCUGAAGUGUCUAAGCGGGCUCUGAGCAACAUGCUGGGGGGCAUUGGGUACUUCUAUGGCAGCUCUCGUGUGGCACUUGAAAAGAACAAUCCUGAGAAAGUACGCGAGUAUGGGCCAUCAGAGUUGUUUACGUCUGUUCCCAGCCGCUCCUUCUUUCCACGGGGCUUCUUGUGGGAUGAGGGCUUUCACCAGCUGAUGAUAAGGAGGUGGGAUCCACAGCUCAGUCGUGACAUCCUGGCGCACUGGCUGGAUUUGAUGAACUCUGUAGGAUGGAUACCACGGGAGCAGAUCCUUGGAGAGGAGGCGCGAGCGCGUGUGCCAGAUGAGUUUGUCGAUCAGCAGCCCACCGUGGGCAAUCCCCCUACGCUUUUUCUGCCUUUCCUGAAGAUGGCCAAGGGUCUCACUGACCCAGGACAGCGGGCAAAGGAGCAGGCCGACAGGGAGUUCUUGAGCCAAGCCUAUCCUCGCCUAUGCCAUUGGUACGAUUGGUUCCUCAGGAGUCAGGGAGGGCCCAUCAAGGGCUCCUUCCGAUGGACGGCCAGGGAUGCAACUGUCACCAAGGAGCUGAAUCCCAAAACUCUGGACUCUGGACUGGACGACUUCCCCCGUGCAUCCCACCCCUCUUCCAAGGAACGGCACCUCGAUCUGCGAUGCUGGAUGGCAUUGGCAGCGGAGGCGCUGGCAACGAUCGGGGAAGCACUUGAUAUGCCACUGGAGUCCUACCAACAUUACAGGGACAUGUCCGAAGAGCUGCGCGACCUGCAGCUGCUGAAUGCGCUGCAUCUGGACACCAACACCAGCCAGUACCUGGACUUUGGCAUGCACACUGACGAUGUCCAGCUGGAGUGGGUGUGCUGCGAAUACCAUGGAGAAGAGAGGGGAAUGGAGAAAUACCUGGCACGCAAGGAGUACAGCAGCCCAGAGCCGCGGCUGGUGCCCCACUUCGGCUACCCCUCCCUCUUCCCCCUCUUCCUGCACCUCUUCGACGCCGGCGACCCCAUGCUAUCCACCCAGAUCGACCUCCUGCGCAACCCGGACCUCCUGUGGUCGGACCACGGCCUCCGGUCGCUCGCGAAAACCAGCCCCUUCUACGGGCAGAAGAACACGCCGGACGACCCGCCCUACUGGCGGGGGGCAGUGUGGAUAAACAUGAACUUCCUUGCGCUGAGGUCGCUGCACCACUACGGCCAGCUGGAGGGCCCCUACAAGGCCAAGGCCAGGGAGGCAUACGCCGAGCUCAAGCGCAACGUGCUGCAGACGGUGGUCGGGGAGUACCUGAAGUCGGGGUACAUUUGGGAGCAGUACGACGACGUGACGGGCUACGGGAAGGGGUGCCACCCCUUCACCGGCUGGUCGGCGCUGUUCAUCCUGAUCGGCAGGGACGCUUACUGA